Molecule: messenger RNA, 171 nt
Organism: Laccaria bicolor S238N-H82
Lineage: Eukaryota; Fungi; Basidiomycota; Agaricomycetes; Agaricales; Hydnangiaceae
Exons: 1
Coding region: 1-171 (56 amino acids)
Source: RefSeq, a predicted model, not a curated record
AUGUGUUUGUGCAUCUUUCAACUGAUUCAUGUUCCCACCCAUAUAAAAUGGAAUGGAUCAAUCCGACUAGGAUCCCAGGCUACAGUGGCGCGAAGCAUUGGUGAGAUGGGCCACAAAAUCCGUUCAAAAAAGGCUCCAUUUGCUAAUCUGGCGAACAUUAUAUUUGAGUGA